AUGUUCGAAGAAGCCCUGUCACUCAUGAAGCAUUUGAUGCAGCAAAGGGGUGUCGCGGUGCUGGAAUUCUUGAAUGCUUUAGACACCAGUUGCGAUCCCAGCCCAGCGGUAUACGAUGCCCUGGUUCGGGCUUGCACUCAGAUUGGCGCGACAAGAAAUGCUUACUUGGUGAUUGAAAAGCUGAGAGAGAAGGAUUUCUGGAUUUCGAUUCAUGCUUGGAAUAACUUUCUGAAUCAUCUUUUGGUGGUGAAACAAGAUGGCAAUGGGUUCUGGAAGAUGUAUGAGGAAAUGCUGGCUUGUGGGUAUGUUGAGAACGUGAACACUUUCAAUUUGGUUGUCUAUGCCCUCUGUAGGGAGCGCAGAACAUCGCAAGCCUUUUCGGUGUUCUACCGAAUGCUUAAAAGAGGGGUUUUGCCCAACAUAGUUACCUUCAACAUGCUUGUUGAUGGGUGUUGUAGAAACGGCGAUGUCGAUCUUGGUUUCAAGCUUAUGAAGAAGAUUUGGGUUGUUUCAGGGAAGAGGAUCGAGCCUAAUUGUGUUACUUAUAAUUGCCUCAUUAAUGGCCUUUGUAAGGUCGGGAAGAUGCCGUUUGCAGAGCAAGUGGUUAAGAAAGACAUGGUGGGAAAAAGGAUAGAGCCCAAUGUUGAAACUUUUGCAACUCUGCUCAAUGGGUAUGCAAGGGAAGGGAAGAUGGAAGAGGCUUUAGGAUUGUUUAAUGAGAUGCUGGAGAAAGGCUUGACGCCUAACGCUGUCAUGUAUAAUUCGCUUAUGAAUUGGCUCUUCAAGCAGGGAUAUGUGGAAGAGGCUCGUUUCUUGUUGUCCGACAUGAGAGAUAGGCGUGUCUCUCCUGAUAAGUUCACAUACUCAAUUCUCAUCGACGGUUAUUGCCAGAAUGGAUAUGUGCAAGAUGCUGUGGAUUAUUAUAACCAAUUUAGAGAGGAGAAUCUUGUUAAGGAUGUGGUUCCCUACAAUAGCCUUAUCAACUAUUUAUGUAAGCAUGAGAAAAUCAAUGAAGCAAAAAACCUAUUGGGAUGUAUGAUUACAUGUGGUCUGGCUGCUGAUGUUGUUACAUAUAGUACUCUCAUAGAUGGAUACUGCAAAGAAAAAAGAGUGAUUGAUGCUCUUCAAGUAUAUGAUGCAAUGGUGAAGGAAGGACAAGGGCCUAAUCUCAUCACAUACAAUUCAAUUGUUCAUGGUUUGUGCAAAGAGGAAUCUGUGGAUAUUGCAGGGUUGGUGGUUGAAGAAUUGAGAAAAGCAGGUCUAAUGUUUGAUGUAUUAACUUGUAACACUCUGCUUAGUGCAUAUCUCAGCAGCCAGAGAUUUGAAGAUGCAUUAGCUUUAUGUCAUGAAAUGAGGAGGCAGGGCAUUGUGUUUAAUACAGUCACUUUUAAUGUGUUAAUAAAUUUUCUCUGUAAGAUUGGAUGCUUUCAGCAGGCAAAAGAGCUUUUGAAAGUGAUGUUUGAUAAGGGUCUGCUUCCAGAUCAAAUUACUUACACGAUUGUCAUUACCGCAUUCAGUAGGAACUGCGAAGCGAAUGAAGUCAUUGAGUUGCAUGAUUAUAUGGUUCUUAGAGGAGUGUCUCCUGAUGAGUACACAUAUAACACCAUUGUUAGCUCCCUCAUUGAAAGAGAAAGUGUAAUUGAAGCUCACACUGAUGUCACGCGGAAAUAA
Phoenix dactylifera (date palm) is the source of this 1671-nucleotide messenger RNA. Its product is annotated as Pentatricopeptide repeat (PPR) superfamily protein. The record is from RefSeq and is a predicted model, not a curated record. Gene Ontology annotation, molecular function: protein binding. NCBI's taxonomy places the organism in Eukaryota, Viridiplantae, Streptophyta, Magnoliopsida, Arecales, Arecaceae.